AAGCAAACCGAGCGGAUGUGAUGCGGCUAGGCAGGAGGCGCAGGGGGCUGUCACACGAAACUGUGUAGUCACUGUGCGGAGCAUCUCGGGUCUGAAAGUAUAAACAUAUUCUGUAAAUAUUUCUGUUUUUGGUUGGUUUCUCCAUCGCCGCCGUCAUGUCUAUUAUGUCAUAUAACGGAGGGGCCGUCAUGGCAAUGCGUGGGAAGGACUGUGUUGCAAUCGCAUCAGACCGGAGGUUCGGCGUCCAGGCACAGAUGGUCACUACUGAUUUUCAGAAGAUCUUCCCCAUGGGUGACAGACUCUACAUCGGCCUGGCAGGACUGGCCACUGAUGUGCAGACAGUAUCCCAGAGGCUCAAAUUCCGCCUGAACCUGUAUGAGCUGAAAGAGGGUCGUCAGAUCAAGCCUAAGACCUUCAUGAGCAUGGUGUCCAACCUGUUGUAUGAGAGGAGGUUUGGACCCUACUACAUCGAGCCUGUGAUUGCUGGCCUGGACCCAAAAACCUUUGAGCCUUUCAUCUGCUCUUUGGACCUGAUUGGGUGCCCCAUGGUAACAGAAGAUUUUGUGGUCAGUGGCACUUGCUCAGAGCAGAUGUACGGCAUGUGUGAGUCGCUAUGGGAACCGAACAUGGAGCCAGAUGCCCUGUUUGAGACCAUUUCACAGGCAAUGCUGAAUGCUGUAGAUAGAGAUGCUGUUUCUGGUAUGGGUGUUAUAGUCCAUGUCAUUGAGAAAGAUAAGAUCACCACGCGAACCCUGAAGGCCAGGAUGGACUAGAGAAACUGCUACUGAUUUCCCUCUUUCGACUCUUCUUUUUGUACUGCAAUACAUUACAAUUCUGGUCCAUUAGUAGUUCUUUUUAACACAAUACUCAAUAAAUUGAUCUAGUUAUUGAU
Pygocentrus nattereri (red-bellied piranha) is the source of this 892-nucleotide messenger RNA. RefSeq names its product proteasome 20S subunit beta 3 (gene psmb3). The transcript has 6 exons. Lineage: Eukaryota; Metazoa; Chordata; Actinopteri; Characiformes; Serrasalmidae. Gene Ontology annotation, biological process: proteasome-mediated ubiquitin-dependent protein catabolic process. The record is from RefSeq and is a predicted model, not a curated record. Gene Ontology annotation, cellular component: proteasome core complex; proteasome core complex, beta-subunit complex. Bases 156 to 773 code for a protein of 205 amino acids.